This is a messenger RNA of Penicillium samsonianum, 2731 nucleotides long. RefSeq lists its product as uncharacterized. Bases 611 to 2104 code for a protein of 497 amino acids. The transcript has 3 exons. The record is from RefSeq and is a predicted model, not a curated record. NCBI's taxonomy places the organism in Eukaryota, Fungi, Ascomycota, Eurotiomycetes, Eurotiales, Aspergillaceae.
AUGGGAUCAUAAAUAAAUACUGACAUAAUGGCUAUAAAUCAAUAAAUAAAACAAAAUAAAACAAAAUAAGAAGGAUAAGAACCCUUCCAGACUUUUCAAUACCAUGGUCCAAGCAGUAUCAACCACCGGAACUUGGCGGAGCAAACCUUGGGAAUCUUCUGGAUCGGCAGGUUUAGUCCGGUCCACGGGUACAAGUUGAGGUUAGUCAACUUUUUUUUCUUUGGGAAUCUGAUGGAAUUCCCCACUAACGGUUGUUUGGAAAGUCUAAAGCCAACAACAGUCUCCGAUUCUAUCUGAAUUUCUCUUUCUCGCAUCUCUAUCAUCUUCAUCUACUCUCUCAUAUCAAAAGGGCCAAGGUAGAGAAUCUGUACUACCCAGGAUCUCCCUGUUCGCUCAGUCCGUUUGCCGAUUACCUCAGUUCCCGCGUCUCCCGGACUAUUACUAUACAGUCAUCACACCGCCACGUCCUUUCCCGCCCAAAGGCCAUUAGGGACUUGUUGAAAGCGUUGUCUCUCUUUAUCUUGUGGUCACCCCUCACAUCCAAUGCUGAGCUGCAACCAUCCCCUAUAUACCAGCCACCCCGUCCACCAGCGGCGCUCACCCUGUGAGAAUGAAUAAACUGUCUCAAAUAAUCGACGCGACACGAGAAAGUCUCGACGCGGCCGAUUCAUUUAUACGCCAGCCGCACUCCCCAUUGACUAUUAAUACCUCCGCGCCGGCCUCACCUGCCAUCUCUUUGUUCUCCGCGGCAGGCCACAACCGGGUCUCCAGCUCUGUCUCUUCCCUUGUCUCUUCAUCAGGCCUGGGAAAUUCAAUGGACAGUCCCAGUCGGAGUCAUUUGACCGAAGUCAAGGAAGAGGAUUGCACACGCGACUCAUUGGAAGAUCAUUAUUUCCAGCACUUUGAUCACGGCAUAUCUGCAGAAGAGUCAUACUUUGCUCCCGUCGAUAACUCAGAUAGCUACGAUCUGAGCGUUACUGGCAUGGAGACUGCCCCAUCACCGAAAAAGAGACGCUCAGGCUCAGACAGUGUUUCAAUAAAGGGCGUCUCGCGCAUUAACUCGCACAUCUCGACCAUGUCGGCCCGGUGGAAGACUAAGCGAUCCUCCAGUGGCGCAGAAGGCGAUAUUUUCCCGGACGAUCUACGAUCGCGCGCGAACUCGGCGGCCUCCUCCGCCUUGGCAAGUCCCAUCACCAGUUCCAUGUCUAUGAGCCGGGUCGACUCUAUCCCCCCUUCUCCCGCGCGAACGAUCUUCGAGGAACGCGCGAGCGAGUCUGGCGCACGCCCAAUCGAUAUCACCCGAGCGAACAGUCUCAGCCAAGACGACAAUGAUGUGCAGAAAGCGACAACCCCUCUCCUGCCACCGUUUAUGGGAGACGACCCAACGAGCGUCGUGGCAUCCCGCGUCCAGUCACCCCUGCAGUCUCCGUCAGUCGCAGACGCGAGCGAACCACCACACUAUAACUAUAAUGUGACCUCAGACCCGCGGUUUAUGGGAAUUCUUCCCUCGCCACCACUCUCGUCCAAGCCCUCCGUGGCCUCCUUCAACCGGCCGCGAGCCAGCACCGUACGCACAGUCUCAGGCGACGUAACGCCCCUCGUCCUCUCCGAUCCCAACGACGAAUGGGCCAACAAACUCGGCCACGCCAACUUCACCAUCAUGCCUGAGCCUUACGACCCCGUGGUUUGCGACCUCGGCACUUUCCAGCAGGUGCGUGCAGACUGGGAUAUUGCGCGUUGCAACUUUGCCAAGCACCUCGUCCGCACGGGUGAACACUACGGCGUCACCUCGAACAUCUACAAGCUCACCAUUGAGAAAUGGGAGUCGAUCAACCGCGAGUGGGCAACGCAGCACGAGGCCAUGCUCGCCCAGCUCAGCGCUAUAGAUGGUGUUGCUCUCACGCUCACCCAGUCCAAUAUCCACCCCUGCCAACAAGUCCGCAUUCCCGGUCUGCAUGACAGCGACAAGUUUCCCGAGAUGGGGGAUGAGGACAUUGUCGGCCCAAUGACUGUGGCACCGGCUACGGAGAUUGCAGGUCCCUGCCGUUCUGAGAAAAAGAGGAAUUUCUUCCGCUUUUUCCAGGACUUGGUCUCCCGACCUUGAGACCCGAGUCCUUUCGUUAGGCUCUUGUCUUUUUUUUUCCCCCUUUUUGUUUUCCCAUUUACAAGCGAUCCGCAACGAUAAUGACGAUAGAUUAUUCCCCGCGCGCCUUCUGAUGACUUCAAUCUCGCCCGCAUUGUUACGAUUAAUGUCUCCCUUUUAAUCUGUUUUUUUUGGAAUUUUUGUUUUAUAAUGACUCUCAUGACUCACGAUCCGGAUCAGCGACUACUGUUCUCGCCCCGAAUCAUGCCAUUCCUUUGUCUAUAUCCCGAGUCUUGUAUUUUCGGGGGGGGUUAUCUUUUCUUCCAUUUCUUGGUCCUGCAUGUCUUGCUACUCUUCCACCAAAGACACCACAUCCCUUCAACAGUGGACAGGAAAGAAGAACGAAAAGUUAACCCCCCAAACUGACUGGGUGUGCCACCCUCCUUCCUCUCCUUUCAUUCUGUUUUUAUUAUAUACUAUACCCCUCAUACACCAAGCCUACCAGCCGUUGUACCCCAUAGACUUCGACCCUAUUCCUAUCCUUCCACAUGUCUGCUCCACAACAGAACAGGGCAAAAAGCAAAAAAAACCAUUUGAAAAAAGUACCCAUACCAUGUUUCUAUAUGUAUAUAUCCGGCUUGUUUUUCC